Messenger RNA from Petromyzon marinus (sea lamprey), 4204 nucleotides. RefSeq names its product zinc finger protein 385D-like. The record is from RefSeq and is a predicted model, not a curated record. Gene Ontology annotation, molecular function: nucleic acid binding; zinc ion binding. NCBI's taxonomy places the organism in Eukaryota, Metazoa, Chordata, Hyperoartia, Petromyzontiformes, Petromyzontidae. Gene Ontology annotation, cellular component: nucleus.
GGCACGAGAAAUUGUAUUUAGCGUGGCUGCGAAUGGAGCGCGUGGAAUCAUAUGCAGUCUGAAUUACGCUCCCUGUGAGUUUUAUUACAAUAUAAGCCCAUUGCGAGAGCUGUUCCUGGGCAAAGGAUUGUUGUGGUAUAUUGUGCCGAGAAUUCUACGGAGCAAUAUACAUUAUGGAUGAAAAGACUAUACGUGAAAUAUGUGUUUUCUAAUGAAUUUGGCUAACAGAUUUUGCGAAAAUGAAAUCUCUCCCAAGGACGGGAAGAUUAUUAGUCUCAGGAGCAUUGUAAUUCAAACCUCACUCACUCACUCCACUAUUAUUGCCCGCCAUAAUAAAACCCACAUGCACACACGCGCAAAGACAAAGAUUCCCCGCACAGCCUUGACAGACCGCUGGCGCAAGUGCCGUUAACGAGCAGCACCCAUGAAGGCGAGUGGCCAAACACCACGCCCGGCCGCCUUUGUCUCCCCACCAGUGGCGACGUUCACACUCGUUUGAGGCUGGGUCGACCUAGUGGGUGCCCAGCACUGGCUCAAAAUCGUAGCGCAGCGCGCUAACCGCCACGCCACCGCCACAACCACCACUCCUCCUCGCUCCCACACAGCACAGCGCAUUCAGCGAGUGACUUGGCGUCUCUCACGCCAAGCCAAUCGCAAGCGAGGCACCCACGCUGCCCCGGCGGCGGUGGUGGUUCGGGGGGAGCUUUUUGUCUCGUCAACGUCGUGAAUGAGUGGAAGUGCCCACCGGGUCCAACCCCGCACGCCCGGUGCAUGCGCGCGCGCGUGCGUGCGUGCGGGCAACGUGAACGCGCUUUCGGCCACACGGAGCAGCCUGCAGCUGUAGCAGCAGCAGGGAGAGCAAGAGGCAGCAACAGCGGCAGGAGGAAGAGGGCAUCACCAUCGCAGCACAGACCGGCCGGACGUGGCACGUGUGUGAAGUGAAACCAUCUUCUCUAACAAUGAUCUUGACUGGGGCGUACCAGGCAGGUGGGAUGCCUGCGGUGGUGCGGGCUCACGCGCCGAUGCUGCGCUCCGGCCUCGCGAUGAAGCCCUUCUUCAACUUCCCGCUUGCGUCCCUGGGAUUCUACAGCAACUUCCACGCCAUGGACCCCAUGCAGAAGGCUGUCCUCUCCCAUUCCUUUGGAGUCCCAAAUUCUGCCACUGCGUCUGCACCCAGGAGAAGACACGUGCUGUGCUGCAACAUCUGCCAGAUCCGCUUCAACUCUGAGAGCCAGUCAGUGGCUCACUACAAGGGCACCAAGCACUCGAGGAGGCUCCAGGCCCUGGAGGGUGGCAAAGAGGCAACCGGCAGCUCCGCCGAGGACAACAAAAAUGGCCGUCAACUCAGCAGCCCACCUCGUCCUGCUGUGCGUAUAGAAGGCACGCGGUCUACGAUUUCUGCAGAAGAUGACAUCGCUGAUGGCAGUAGCCCUGUUCCACUGGCCAAUGCGAAUGGAAUCGGCAGUGCCUGCCCUUUACCCGAGCAGCUGUCGCACCUCGCCGAUGCCUCGAACAGGAGCGCUUCUCAAACAGCUGGACUAAGCUCCAGCGACGUCACCGUGGACCGGGACAGCGGUCCAGGCGAGUUUCCACCCAGAGCGGCUCAGCGGAGAGAGAGAGCGGCCACCGGCGCAGUCAGCGGCCAGGGCCACGACGGGGAGUCGGAGGAAGAGCGUGCAAAGCGGUUCCUCUACUGCUCGCUGUGCAAGGUGGCCGUCAACUCCCAGUCGCAGCUCGAUGCCCACAACAAAGGUUCUAAGCACAAGAUGAUGAUGGAGGCUCGCAAUGGCGGGGGAGCCAUCAAGGCCUUCCCCAGGCUGGGCUCUCGGCCCGCCUCCGCAGAGGCCAACCUUCCCAAGGGCUCGGGCCUCCAGGAUAAAACCUUCUACUGCGAGAUCUGCGAUGUCCACGUCAAUUCGGAGACGCAGCUCAAACAGCAUAUUACAAGCCGAAGACACAAGGACCGAAUAGCAGGCAAGCCCAUUAAGCCAAAAUUCUCUCCUUACAACAAGAUUCAAGGACAUUCCAGCUCAGUGGGGGGAAAACUGCCUCCAGGAUUUCUGCCGACGUCCCUCGCGGGCGUGAGGGAUCCACUGGGCCUGCAUGGGGCUCUGGGCGCCGCGGCUCCGCCAGCCUCCACCCUGACGUUCCACGUGGCGGCAGCGGCUCCGCCGCCGCCGCUGCUGCGUGCCGCCCCGGGGCCAAUCCGCAGUUCUCACCGGUCAAUGCUGUUCACACCCUACUGAGCCCUCGCCGGCUUCUGGAAGCCGGCUGCGAACGGUCAAAAUUCGUUUUAAACGUUUGGGUGGCCAACCUCCUGAAGUACAAAACUAUAUAACAAACAAAAAAACCCAGGACAUGUCAAUGGAAAGAAGAAUAUGUUAAAAUACUAGAAGAGGGGAGAACUACAUGUAAAUGCUUUGUCUUGAGUGCUGUAUUAUUAUUAUGCAACUGACAAAAAGCUGGACUUUUAAUGCCCUGGGAAGACUUGUGUAUUUCCCAGGACAGCUACCUCGACGGUGAGGGUGAUCCUGGGAAAACCAAGGCAGGUGGAAACUUUAUUUAAACUAUGCCCGUGAAGCAACCACAUCGGUGUUGUAAAGCGCAGUACACGUGUUGUGGUUUGUUACAGAGCAACAGUGAUUACAGGCAAUCGUAAUUGCCUAUCAUUGCUUUGGGUUCCCCACCCCCACCCCGCCCCCCGUAUAGUGUCAAUGGUGAUCACAAUGCGCUGUAGUGAUGGCUUGUUGUGGCCUUGUCGAUGGACCAAUUGGAGACACAACUAUGAUGUGACGUUCCUGCUCAGAUGCCCUUAUACCCCUGCCAUGUAAUCACUCUGAGAAGUGACAUCAGGGUCAGUCAGUGAUAUAUUGUAUUCUACUUGAGCCUACAUGGGCUCCUUAAUGCGUUCGACCUGGUCAAAGUUGGCCAUAAACGUAAAUGGAGAGAAUACAAGCAAACGAGGUAUUUCAUAGACAUAUGUAGGCUUCAAUAAUGUCAUUCAGAAUUUACAUUACAGCAGACAUCAAAAUAAUAAAGCAAAAAACACACCAAAUAAGAGAAGUAAUAAAACCUAAGAAUUCAUAUUAACCGUUUUUCAAUCUUUAAUAUAUUGUUUAUAAUGUUAUUCAAUCUUUUUUUAUUGUAUAUUUAUCUUCACUGCUAUCAUCGUUAUAUAUAUAUUUUGUAACGUGUUCUUUUUGUCUUGCUCCUUUGUGUUCGAAUAUGAUUCUACAUCUUUGAAAAAGAUCCCCCGUAUAGGCUGAACAGACUGUAGGGGCAAGUGCUGUUAGCGAGCACCUAUGAAGGCCAGCACGAUACACGAGGGGGUGGGUGACCAGCACCACGCCCGACCGCCUUUGUCUUCCUAGUGGCGAUGAAUUUACACCGCACCAGGUACUCAUUUGAGGCUGAGUCGACCUAGGGGAGGCCCAGGACCGGUUCAGAUAAUCGUCACUUGGGUCGCAGCAGCUCACAAACUGCUACGCGACCGCUCCCCACACACAGCCUGAUUGGUCAGUUCUGUCUGCGUGCAGAGUGCCAGGGGUAGAACACCCUUGCUCCUUCCCUGCCUUAUGACUGUAAUGGUGCUUCAUCCAUUUCGUCUGUAUGGACGUAUGUAUGUUGAACUUCUAUCGCACCGUUACAUAUCCAACCGUGCGAAUGGGUGGUGCGGAGAUCGUCUGGCGAAUUGAUGGGAGUUACUAUGUGAAACACAAGCUGUGCAUUAAUUCGGACCAAAAAAGUCGUCAUGCUAAAUGAGCGUUGGGCACGGCUCAUCUUCUUUCUCCAACACCAGCGGUCGGCAACCAAAAAUAACAGAAAGAUAAAUUUAUUUCGAAUUUGGUGGGGGGGGGGGGGACCCCUCAAUAUUUCAAGAGUCGCAAUGCACCGUGUGGUGCAAGGCCGUAGCCAUGGAGUCAACAUUGGGGGGGACAAAAUCUUCCAGGGGGUCUGAGGGUCCCCCCCCCCCUCCAGAAAAAAAUCUAAAUUUGAAAACGAAUUUCCUGCCAUUUCCCGCCUAUAAUAUAAAAAAAAAUCACUAACACAUGAGAUGGACUUUUACUUCUUUUUUACAAUGUCUAACAGUGUAUUGUAUUACAUUGCUGUUUUUUACCUUUUCUUGUUUCAUUGUAUAUAAUGGCAAAAAUUAGGGAUUAAUAAAGUACAACCAUAACCACAAUCAUAUAAACAGAAAUCUAUU